AAAUAGAAACGAAAGCUUAUGUGUCCUAGUCCCGCGCAACCGGCUCCGUUCUGUAGUCGAGGGCCUGUUAGACUGAGCUCUUUUCGGGAUGCCCACGGCCUACAGCUUGCCUUGUAUUUGCCUUAUAAUACCCAUACACCCACACACAGUUAGCUUGUAUAUGUUUCCACUGUUCUUUCAGCGAGAGAAAAGACGAAACGACGCUGGUGUUACAAAUCCAAUCUAACGCUGUGGAGUGUGUUAGAGAAAGCCGCAGCAGAAUUUAGUAGCCUAUUAACAUCUGUCUUGUAUAAUCCUGUUAAUGCGACGCGUCGAUAGAAAAUAUCCAAUGUAGAAAAAAAUACUUUAUUCUGAGAGCAAAAAAUCCACAAAUCUACGGGGGAAUAAUGGGGGGUUUCUUUGUUGUGAUCUUGAAGGAAAAAGGCGAAUUCUUGAGGGUGGCUGCUGUCAAGCGCUUUGCCGGCAAAAGAUUGAUCACCCUUGCUGCCUCUCCACUCGUGCUCUAAAAAUAUCUACCCCCUUUUCUUAUUCGUUUUCAACUUUGACGCAACCAGUUUUGUUAGCUAUUUCAUAAACUAACACUAUAUAUUUUAUUUCGUCCAAUCUGCAAUAGAAGUGCAUUAUCACGUUAGCACAAUCGCAACUGGCGAGGAUAGCCAUUCGUAAACGCGACCUCAGAAUGAACUUUUGGUUGUUCAACACUGUCAACAGACUAAAUCCUUUUGCACACAGACACAAACACACACCACUAAAAAGUCUUAUGUGCACCAUAGCAUGCUUCUCCUCUUCAUUUUUUAAGCCUGAAAAAUAAAUACAUAUUUGUCCAAACAAAAUUUAAUUGGAUUUAAUCUAACCUGGAUUUUACAGCAAACGUUCUCGAUUUAAGGUCCCGUGGUUUCAGUAAUCCUCCAGAUACUAAGUAAAAUUAAUUGAAUUAACCCAUCUACAAAAAAUAAGUAAAUAAAGAAACAUUUGGUCCUGUAAUAGUUGGGAAUCUCCUAUUCGACAAGUAUGGCGGUUAAUCUCAACAUCACUCUUGUACAUCCUUAUUUAUGUACUUCAUGUAAAAAAAAAUUCUAUAGCUGCAUGUUUUGUCUGUUAUUCUUGUCAAAACUUUUAAGAUUAAUGACCAUUGAUUUUAAAUACGCAAGAAGCCAUAUUGUGGAUGUGCUUAUCAGACAAGGCCUGUGGAUUACAUCACCCGUAGCUCUGCAUUUGGAUGGUUAGUGACAAUCAUCAGAGAGCUUCACAUUAAGACAUUAAGCCUGUCAAGACAAUCACUUGUUUUCGAGCACAUGGCAAUCGGGAGCUUUUUUAUUCGCCGAGUUCUAAAUUAUAAUAUCCUGUUGUUUUUAUCAAUUCAUAGAAAUAUUGCUUUCUUUUGCCAUCAGGCCCCGAAUUUCGAUUGGCUGAGAUUAGUCACAUGACCAGGAAUUGGCUGCAAUUUCGCCCAUAGUCUUCAGUUUAGCAGACCCUGGUCCCCAUACGCUAGUAAUAUCACCAAUAUACACAAUUAUUAAAGCCCGCAAAUGCAGUCAUAGCAGAAACGCAAAAACUCUAGCUUUUUGGAUGUUAUUUUUUGCGUACGUUGGUGUCGCUGGACGCCCUUCUUGCCCAGGCGAAGCGAUGAAUUUUGAAUUUGAGAGGGAGAUUGGGUUCAUCAACAGCCAGCCUUCCCUUGCAGAGUGCCUGACGUCUUUCCCCGCUGUCCUGGAGUCAUUUCAAACUUCAUCAAUCAAGGACUCGACAGCAAUUCCACCUCCUUUCGAGCACACCAUCCCUAGUCUGAGUCCCUGCACAGGCAACCAGGCGCGACCGAGGAACCAAAAGCGAACAGCCUCUAAUGGCCUCCAGCUUCGGACACAAACGGCACCGCCGACGCAGCACCAGCAAGGCCCGGUCCCACUGUCGGGUGGCGCGCCACUGGCCCAUGAGUUUCCAUGGAUGAAAGAAAAGAAAUCCGCGAAGAAGUGCCCCAAGCCCGCAGCCUCUGCAGCGACAGCCUCACCCUCUCAGGCAUCCUCCGGCUACACAACCGCAGGACUCGAGUCCCCGACAGAGGCACAAGGUGGACUGGAUAAUGGUAGCGGUUCACGAAGGCUGAGGACCGCAUACACCAACACGCAGCUACUUGAACUGGAAAAGGAGUUCCACUUUAACAAAUACCUCUGUCGGCCCCGACGCGUUGAAAUAGCAGCACUUUUGGAUCUUACAGAGCGCCAGGUCAAAGUAUGGUUUCAAAACCGACGCAUGAAGCACAAACGGCAAACUACGCAUCACCGGGACGGGCAGGAAGGCGAGCUGAGCGGCUUCGAGACCCUGGACGGACCCGAUGCUGCUUCGCCUUACUCGAGCCAAUCUUUGGAAAUAUCAGGCUCUGGUUCUGGCUCGGCAGCAGCUUCCGAGAGCGAGACAAAUGCCUCCUACACGAACAGUGCUGACAAAAGCCAGCCUACGCCUGAAGAGCCGGAGCCCGCAUCUGCUCCUGACACAGCGGUUCACUCCCCCCAAUACCCAACGCCUACUGCAGAUAACCCCACCACAAUGGCUGAGGGCCGCGCAGCUGGGCCGGAGCAUUCGUUCCCAGAAUCGCAGGACGCCACAUCACUACCAGAUUUGAAUUUCUUUUCCACGGACUCCUGCCUACAGAUUUCGGACGCUUUAUCACCGAGUUUGCAGAGUUCACUCGACAGCCCUGUUGACUUUUCUGAGGAAGAUUUUGACUUGUUUACGAGCACCCUUUGUACAAUAGACUUGCAACAUUUACAGUUCUGAACAAAAGUAUUGAUAUCAAAAAGCAUACAAGAACAAUCUCCAUUACACCAGUGUUAUGAAUCCUUUUCGACCGCAACAUUCCUAAAAUAAGACAGAAAUAAAAACAAAAAUGAAACGUCUACUUUAAAGGUUUCUUAACAAAUAGGUGUGACACAAAGCCUAAACGGAGACAAAUUGCCCAUUAUUUUGAAAACACGAUGAUGUAAUCGUUUGAAUACAGAUCGGGAUGGCUUCUGUCGAAGUUUCAGGUAUUUUAUUGCCUUCUGAUUCUUGGAUUUUGGUUUAUGUCGAUUAACAGAUGAAUGGCUGCGGACUUUUUUCAGUGAAACUCAAUCAUUGGAAUCUCAGGAAUUGUGUCAGACAUAAGGGUAGUUGAACUGCUUUUAGGAAUUCUUCCGAAACGGGCGUUGUCCCUGUUGGAUAAUUUUAGAACUAGUUUAUUUAUUGAGAUUCUUUAAUAGUAAAUUUCAAAUUUAUUUAUUGUACGUUAUUUUCAUAGUUGAAAUAAUAAAAAAACAAAACAUAAUAUGCUGGAGCGAGUGUGAGUAAUUCACUAAGGUUUAAUUCAUUCUUUUAUUAAGAUUUUUAAAUAUUUUUUAUAUAAAGCACUUGGUUUUACAAAUU
Messenger RNA from Misgurnus anguillicaudatus (oriental weatherfish), 3399 nucleotides. RefSeq names its product homeobox B2a (gene hoxb2a). Lineage: Eukaryota; Metazoa; Chordata; Actinopteri; Cypriniformes; Cobitidae. Gene Ontology annotation, cellular component: nucleus. Gene Ontology annotation, molecular function: RNA polymerase II cis-regulatory region sequence-specific DNA binding; DNA-binding transcription factor activity, RNA polymerase II-specific. Gene Ontology annotation, biological process: regulation of transcription by RNA polymerase II. The record is from RefSeq and is a predicted model, not a curated record.